This is a messenger RNA of Puntigrus tetrazona (Sumatra barb), 969 nucleotides long. Its product is annotated as odorant receptor 131-2-like. Gene Ontology annotation, molecular function: G protein-coupled receptor activity. The transcript has a single exon. Bases 1 to 969 code for a protein of 322 amino acids. Gene Ontology annotation, cellular component: membrane. Gene Ontology annotation, biological process: G protein-coupled receptor signaling pathway. Lineage: Eukaryota; Metazoa; Chordata; Actinopteri; Cypriniformes; Cyprinidae. The record is from RefSeq and is a predicted model, not a curated record.
AUGUCUAAUUUGGAUGUGUCUAACAUCACUCUGACGGUAGUGAUGGAUCAAACCGCUCCAGUGAAGGUGUUCUUGUCUAUGACCCCGUGUGUCAUUUUCCUUUACGUUAAUGGGGUUAUGCUCUUCACCUUGAGUAAAAAAACUGUUUUUCAGGAGAAGGCCCGCUACAUAUUGUUUGGUCACAUGCUUUGGGUCGACACACUUAAUCUGUGUAUGAGCGUAGUGUUGUAUAUAUGCGCCGUUAGUAAAAUCUCAAUUAUGAAAAAUGUCUGUUUUGUUCUUCUCUUUUUUACAACAGCCCUCUUACAUGUUUCUGUGCUGAAUCUGGCUUUAAUGUCACUGGAGAGGUACGUGGCCAUCUGCUUUCCUCUCAGACACGCAGAAAUCAUCACUUCUGAAAGAACUAAAAUGGCCAUCGGUAUUGUCUGGAUGAUGAGUUUGAUUCAGCCCCUCUCUGACAUGAUCACUUUUUAUGCUGUUGAUUCUACGAGUGCAGUGAUGAAUUUGUUCUGCUCAAGGACUACUCUUUUCAGGCUGCAGAUCUAUAAGAAACUAGAAAUAUCUAUCUCUUGUGUAUUUUUUGUGUCUGUGUGUUUUGUUAUUAUCUUUACUUACGCAUCUAUAGCAGCUGUGGCUAAAACCGCCUCCGGUGAUAAAAUGUCAGCCAAAAAAGCCAACAAGACUGUUCUGCUGCAUUUGUUACAACUGGUUCUUGGUCUCGUGUCCCUUUUAUUGGAACCCAUUUUUGAAGCAAUUUAUGUUCGUCUUGGCCUUACUGCUUCAGUAAACUUAAUGUAUUUUUUCUUUGCAGUCUUUAUCAUUUUCCCAAGAUGUUUAAGUCCUCUUGUAUAUGGCCUGAGAGACCAGGCCUUUGGCGUGUCUUUCAAAUAUUACUUCACAUUGGGGUUAAAAAGGCAAAACAGAUGCAAUACAGAGAUACAUGUAGUAGCGAGAGGUUGUAAAAUAUAG